Molecule: messenger RNA, 2447 nt
Organism: Dimorphilus gyrociliatus
Lineage: Eukaryota; Metazoa; Annelida; Polychaeta; Dinophilidae
Source: the annotation of a GenBank genome assembly
AUUUCAUGCUGCUCUGAGCUUUGGUCCUUUAAUCAUGUACUUGUAGGACGGAAAGAAAUCAUGAAUAUUCAUCAGGAAAGACCUACAGGCCCGUAAAUAGCCGGUCAAUUGACUAAGUCACUAGCUAAAGUGACAUUGAGUGAAAAUGUUCCAGACAGGACGCCGCUCGUUAAUGGCGUUUCUGCAACUAUGCUAAUUAGCACUAAUUAAAUACGAAACAUCUUGCGUGUAUAUGCAGUGAUCGCCCUUAUCUCUUAAUUAACGUAUUUCGUCUUUCAACAGGUGGCGCAAGAGAUAAUGAAGAGACGACGGUGAAAGAAAAUAAAGAUGCUCGUCGUAAACGAUUCGUUCUGGAAUUAUACUUAUCCGAACGUUACGCAAUGGCCUAUAAAUGACACAGACUCGAAUAACGUCACUCAAAUCAUUAAUGUAACGGCUGCUUACGACAGGCAAAACCCGUACUCGAUCUGGCAGAUAAUCCUACUAGGCCUACUAGCCGGUGGAACUAGUCUUGUAACGAUUUUCGGCAAUCUAAUUGUAGUACUGUCGUUCAUUAUCGAGCGAAGUAUAAGGCAGCCGACGAAUUACUUUAUCUUCAGUUUAUCGAUUAGUGACCUACUGAUUGGUACUUUUUCCAUGCCCAUGUACACGAUCUACCUUCUAAUGGGGAAAAAUUGGCGGCUAGGAGUCGUUAUGUGCGAUCUAUGGCUGAGUGUAGAUUAUUCCGUCUGUUUAGCGUCCAUCUAUACUGUCUUCUUUAUCACAAUCGAUAGAUUCUGUUCUGUAAGGAUACCAGCUAAAUAUCGAAGCUGGAGAACAGAGAGAAAAGUUACAGCUAUGAUCGCUAUCACUUGGAUAAUACCUGUAACUGUUUUCUUUACUUCAAUAAUAGGAUGGCAAUAUUUUGUUGGCAAAAGAACUGUUCCCGAAAGAGAGUGUUAUGUUCAAUUUUUGAAUGAAGGCUAUUUUAAUGUUAUUCUCACAAUUGGUUAUUUUUGGGUUACUCUCAUCGUUAUGUGCGCACUUUAUACAGGAAUCUACAAAGUAGCUUUGGACCUGCAGCGAAAAAGCGAAGCUAAACAUAAAAAAAUGACGUCACUUGUUUCAAUGGCUGGUCAAACUAUGACAAAGAUAGGUAUUGGUAUGUCAAAAAAUACUGAUAUAACAACUUUGGUACCAAACGCAUCGGCAUCUUCCAAAGUUCGACAAACAUCAUUUUCCAAGGGUAAAUCAGAGGAGGAUGAAAAAUCCAGUUCUUUGGGUUUGCCAUCAGAUACAGAUAAUGACCCAAGCUCAUCAGAUCGUCGAAGUCCGAAAGAGAAGAAGAAGAAAAAGAAGGAAGGUGAUGCCCUGAAAAAGAAAAAAUCGGCUAAGAAGCAUUCUAAAACAAAUAGCAUUAAUCAUCUCCCUCCACCACCUAAAGGCAGUGUUGUGCCUGUGUCACCUCCGGUUCUACCCCCAACUGUUAACAUAACCGAUGAAAAUCAUGAAUCACAAUUGCUACUUUCAUCCAAUGCCGAACGCCCCAAUUCUUUUAAAGACGAUGUAAGACUGCUGAAAGAUUGCCCUGCAGAAGAAGAUGAAUCACCCGUGUGGAAACCCAGGUCCACAAAAAAGGAGUUUAAUAAUGCUUCUACAAUGACUUCGCCUACUGUCAAGAUAAGCGAGCCACCAAAACUGUUGCACGUUGAAAAAGAAUCAACACAACGUCCUAGUACAAUUAGUAGUUUUUCUAUGUCCAGUGCACAGAGUUGUAGUUCAGCUGGUUUGAGAGAGGAUAGGCCGAGGAGGAAAUUUGGCUCAAAAUUACCAUUGAGAAAAGCGAUGAAGUCUCUUUCUACACGCCAGCGACGGUCUUCCAGACGCCAGAAUAAGUCGAAGAGCGAGAAUAGAGCACGAAAGGCUCUGAGAACGAUAACGUUUAUCCUAGGGGCGUUCGUCGUUUGUUGGACGCCUUGGCAUGUGCUGUCGAUGAUAAUGAGUUUUGGUGGACCAGUUAAUGAUACUUUGUAUGAUAUUUCUUACUGGUUAUGCUAUUUGAAUUCGCCAAUUAACCCAUUCUGUUAUGCGCUAGCUAAUCAACAGUUUAAACGCACGUUUGCUAGGAUUUUGAAAUUCGAUUGGCACAGAUCGUAAGCGUUAAUUAUAUUGUAUGCAUUUCUAGGUUUGUUGGUUUCAAUUUCUAUAUUUAUGGGGCAGAAAAGGUGCAUAUAAAGUCGUAAGUAUCUGUAAAUAUAAGGAAAAUAUACCUGUGUAUAUUUAUAUAUACAUGCAUUUAUAUAUAUAUAUAUAUUUAUAUAUAUACGCAUAAAUACAUACAUACAUACAUUUAUAUACAUUUAUUUGGUUGUUUAGCAUAAAUAUAACAAACAACCAAGUGAAUAAAGGAUAAAUAGAAUAAAUACUAUUUAAAUAGAUUAAUGAAUAAAGUAAACGAACAAAUAAAA